Molecule: messenger RNA, 2180 nt
Organism: Rhagoletis pomonella (apple maggot)
Lineage: Eukaryota; Metazoa; Arthropoda; Insecta; Diptera; Tephritidae
Product: merozoite surface antigen 2-like
Exons: 1
Coding region: 1654-2163 (169 amino acids)
Source: RefSeq, a predicted model, not a curated record
UGUGUUAUUUCCCAAUCUGAAUUCCAAUGUUUAGCAUUUAAGGUCAAAUCGCGUUUCUUUGUACAAAUAAAAGGAAAUGCCGUUUUGUAGCUAUAAACAAAUGUGAAACGAAAAUAUACACAAAAUGCGUCCCUUUAGCACACGUGUUCUGUGCACGCGAAACACAAACAAAAAAAAACCUGGAGGUUAAUGCCCAGUAGAAUGUCAGCAUAAAAGAUAACUGUUGUCAUUGUACUUUCCAUACCCUUAUACCGAAUUUGCACUAGCCAUUGAAAUUACAAAAAAUACGAAAAUUUUUGGCAUGAAACAAACUGCAUGAGGAGUUGUCUCGAUUUUAACGAAACCGGUUUUUGAUGCCCACCAUAAUUGUUUUAAAAUUUUUUGUCAUAUAAUGCAGAGUGUAAAUUCAGCAAUAUGAUUGGCAUUGAAGGGGUAAAAAAUUUGCGCCCUUAAGAAAGUGUCGUGCAAGGCGAAAUUAUUCAAGGAGGUGUUACUGGCGAAUUUAGAUUUUCGCCGCGGUACUUCCUAAUGUCAAAAUGAUAUGUUUGUUGUAAACAAGGCGAAUUCAUAUUACACCAAACACAUCAUUUUGUCAAUAGGAAGCACCGCGGUGAAAAUCUAAAUUCGCCAGUAACAUCACCUUGUUAAAAUUCGCCUUGGUGUCGUAUUGUGUAUUUUUUAAUGCCUAAUGCUGAAUUUCCACCAGGUAUUAAAUGAAAAAAAUUGUUAAUGACCAUGUUGGGCAUACAAAAUAACCGUGCCGUUACGUCAAUAAAAAUAAUCAUUAUGUCUGUUUCCACAUGGCAAUUUUUAAAUAGCAUUCAUUCCAAUGCCUGGUGGAAAUUCGGCACAAUAUUCUCUUUAAAAGCUGUGUCAUUUAAUGCUCAGUGAAAAUACAGCGUUAUGCAAUGAAAUGAUAAAAAUGGUAAUGGCGAAGUCGGGCACAAAAUAAUGUACUGGGUUAGUAGAAAAAAAAAAAUAAACCAAAAAAUACUUGUCUGUUUUGACCUAAAAUUUUGUAAGUGGUAAAACUGCUUCCAAUUUUUAUUUUAUUUAUUUUUUUUUUCAUUUAAAUUCUGCAUAACCGAAUUCUACAAUUUUUAUUAACAAACAUUAAUUAAUUUAUCGGUUACAAAAUGAUUUUUACCAGUAUUACCAGCGCAGAAUAGGACUGUAAGGCGACGAUUGCUUAUUACCACAGAUUUAUUAAUUCCUGUUAGAUCACUAAUUAUUAUUAUUUUAUUUGUUUCGAUACUGUGCGCGUUAGAUGACCAAAUUAUUAUUAAAAAUAAUUAUGUACUAAAUACAUAAUUAAACAAAUGAUUCAGUGCGAAACUUUCGUAAGUCAACAAUUCAAAAAAGAUAUGUGUGAAAACUAUGUGAUUGCAAAAUGCUUACAUAGCAAAAAGUUCGAAAGAUUUACGAAAACGGCAAACAAUUUUUCGAAAAUAAAGAAACCAAAAGUAUUUCAUACGUAAAACAAGCUGCAAAUAAAAUACAAAAGAAAGGAAGUAAAAACAUUGCCAAGUUAAAGCACUCAGAAGAUUCUUCAGAUCAAACCAUUCCUUAGAGAAGUAUCAACAAAAUUAACAAAAAAAAAAACAAAAACAAAACAACGCAAAUAAAGGAAGCAUACCUGAACGUAAAUCAGCUAUGGCCACAACAUUCUUGAAUCGCUUUCAUCGCGAAAAGAGUGAACGCCAAGUGUUGGUGGCAGCGGCGGAUCAGAAUAGUGGCAAUAAAACAAAGAAAAAAGACAAAGAAAAUGCGGGCAGCAGUGGAGGUGGCGACGGCGUCACAGCAGGAGGAGGAGGCAGAGGUGUCGAAAAAACUACAGACGCCAACGAGACAGCGCCGUCGCAAUCAGCUGCUAAAUCCGCAACAACAACGAACAACGCAAUGAGCACAUCGACAACAUCAUUAUCGCCAUCGACGUCUGCCACCAACACUAACACAACAACUACACAACAACAGGAGCAGCAGCAGCAGCAGCCGCAGCCACCACGCCAACAGCGUCGCUACAUACGCAGCGCAACAGCGGCGAGCGUAACACAGCUGCUGUCCGAAAGUUGCAACAGUUUGUUGCAAAGAUUUCGGCGCAAUCCGAGCGAACGACCCGAUAAAACAGCAAAAGAUCAGCAACAGCAGAAGAAAAAUCGGUAAUAGCAGCAAAAGCAAAU